AUGCCUAAUAAACCUAAAUAUAACCUUGAUUUUUGCAGAAAAGCUUGCAUACAGUGCCACUGCAGUCAGGAGGAGCAUGUAUCCAACUCUGAUACAGAGGAUGACCGCAAGGUCGGAAGAUUGCUGGCAGAGUCCCGAUAUGCCCAUCUCACAACUAAGGUUAAGGGAGGAGACGGCACAAGGGUCUAUAAACGUAACCGCAUGAUCGUCACCAACCCAGUGGUCUCACGUAAAGACCCAACGUUCAACACAGUUACAUAUGACUGGGCCCCACCAGGCCUCACCCAGAAACUGGCGAUGCAGUACAUGGAGCUUCUCCCUGAAGAAAGGCGACCUGUGGCUGGCACAGCAGGAUCGUUGUAUCGCCAUAAGCAACUGAUAAGACAACUGCCUUCCUACGAUCACGACCCUGCAUUCUGCCACAGCCUGUCUGAGGUAGAGUUGAAAGCUAUGGCUCAGUUUGUGAAAUCCUUUAAGGAGGAAUCCUUAGGAGUAGGAGAGGUUGCGCUGCCUGGAGAAAAAUGUGCAGCAGUGAAGAAUGAAGAGGCCUCCCAAGAACAGCCAGAUCCUGAGACCACCACAAAUGGAACAGCACAGUCUCCUCUCAGCAAUAAGAGUGAAUAUCAUUGCAGUGGCUGUGGACAGUUGGCAGCUAUGGACAGCCCUGUGGUGUAUGCUGAUAGAGCCAGGUACACAAGACUGUGGCAUCCCAACUGCUUUGUGUGCUGUGAAUGUGGUGAGGCUCUGGUGGACUUGAUUUACUUUUGGAAAGAAGGAGCCCUGCUGUGUGGACGCCAUUACUGCCAGAGCAUCAGACCUCGCUGCCUGGGCUGUGAUGAGCUGAUCUUCUCAGAAAUGUUCCUUCAGGAGGCCGAUGGUCAUUUCUGGCAUAAGGAACACUUUUGCUGCUGGCUGUGUGGGCAGAAUCUCAGAGUUCAAUGUGGUUGUGACAAGAGGCAGUCAAAAUAGUUCAGAACAAAACAAUCAAAUACUCCAAAAUAGAAUGUUAAAAUGGUGUACUUAAAGACAAUAACAAUUUUACGCUAUUUUAACUUUUUUGUGGAAUUUUUGAAUUGCAUAUAGAAACUCAUACAAACCCUGUAUUGAAAUUGACAUGUAUUAUCCUCAAAAUCACAAAAUAUCAGCAUUUAUUGUAGGUCUAGGACCUAUUGAAUUGAAUAGACAAGUUUCCUGAUCUUUUGACAUGUAAAACAUCUUUGUAAUAAAAUGUAUGAAAACAGGCUGUACUUUGCAGAACUCAAAACUUCCCUGUUAGUCCAAAGACAGCUUUUCCUAAAAUUAGUUACACUUCCAGUUUUAACAGCGUAAUACAGAUGAAUACAUCAGCAUAAGACUGCACAGACACAGAUCAAUCCCUACUUUAUCGUCACCCACCCACCAAUGCAUUAUAAGACACGUGUCUUUAAACAGAGUUCAAAUUCCCAAUAUCUGUAUCCGACCAAUUCAGCCCACACUGUAAAAGAUUUAAACGUAAAAAAAAAAAUGAAACGCAUAGCAGCACAGGAUACCAAACAUUUAUCAUCAAUGGAUCAAAGACCAUUUGAAAAAAAAAAAACGGUUAAUGACUGGCAAAAACAGCUUUCAAACAAAAGCUAUAAAAUUGAAGUCAAGUACCCUACAUUUUUUUAAAGUUUUUUUUUUUUCUUAAUUGUUACUUUGCACAUAUUGUCUGGAUUAUCAUCAUAAAACAUUCUUUAUGAAUUUAAAUUUUUCAGCUCACGCUCUACUCUUCAGCACAGUGGUAACCCACAAACCUCAGAAAACACAAACCCUUUAAAUCCCAAAAGAACAUGAAACACUAAUAGAUCUGUCUAGAUCACAGAAUCUUCACUUAAUACAAACCAGUCUGACUUUAUUUCUUUCAUACAAAAUUUCUUAUUGAGAAUUAACUGAAAUUAAUAAAGUUUGAAGUCACCGUUGUGGAGAUUAGCAUUUGCUUGAGUUGUGCUCUUGACCCUUGAUGUUCAUUAUAGCUUUUUUUCUGGUUUAAUUUAAUAUAAACUUAAUUCAAAUAAAAUUAUGCAUUGCUACUUUGAAAGUUUACAAGUCUUUUUUGAGAGCAUGAUUUAGCCAAGCACAUUUAGAGUCACAGACAUCACGAAUCUGCAUAUGAAUCUCAACAAUGGUGACAAUUGAGAAAAUAUUCAUAUUAGCCCUGAUCAUCACAAAACAAGCUUUUUGUUGAUUGUCACCAUUGUUGAGAUACAUGUGCUGAUUCUUGAUGUUUGUGUGUCAAAAAGUCUCCUUUCAAGAUGCAUAAAAACAUUAAAAAUCUUUGGUCAUAUCAUCACAAGACUGCUGUAAAAAAAAGCACAAAUUAAAGCCAUUAUAUCCAACAAGAAUGGCUACUAUGAUGAUUAAAUUACCACCAACAAAUAACCAGCGUUAUCUGACCAGAUUUUCUCUCCCGAGUUUCACUAUAAUUAAUGUGCUUUAGAAACACAUAAUCACAACAACCACAGAAAAAAACAAAGUUAUAAAGUCAAGGGUCAAGAGCCCAACAAAAGCAAAUGCUUAUCUCCACAAUGGUGACUUCAAACUUUAUUAUUUUCAAUAAAACAUCAACAUCUGUUAAUUCUUAAUAAGAAGUUUAGUAUGAAAGAAAUAAUGUCAGUCUGGUUGGUAAUAAGUGGUUGGUAAAAAAUGACUUUGAUUAAAUAAUAUAUUUAAAUCAGAAACACAAAAUCCAAAAAUAUAGAUGUGUUUUUUAUGCUCAAAUAGAAUAUAUUUUGGUGAUGCCUUGACUUUACCAAAAGCAGGCUAGAGAAUGGCCUUUUAUUUAUAAAUUAUGAUGUUUUUAUGUAAAUAUCCUAUUAACAAUGUAAUUCCACCUGAUUAAAUGACAAAUUUCUCUCAUAGCAAAAAUAUUCAUGAUGUCAGCCUGCACUCAGGAGCUCAUUCAAAAGCUGUCUAAAAUGACAACUUUUUCUCACUCCUACGGCAUCCAGUACUGCUGCAUGUGCCAGAGCAUGGCUCAUCACUACACAGAUGAAAGAGCUUGAAAUCAGUGGUAUCAGUUUGUUAUCAGUAUACUGGCAAAAAAAAAAGCAUCCAAAUUUUUUUACCGUAAUACUAGUUUCUCUAAAUAUCUUGAUAAUGUUUCUAGCUAACAUGUCCAUAUCUAGCAAAAUGCUGCUUUGUAUGGUUAGCAUCUGCCUUAUUACAAAGAUGCUAUGAAAUUAUGCACCAAAACACAAUACAGUAUGAUUUGUCAACAACAGUUCCCCAUUUUUUAUUUUGAUUUCCAAACUAUGCAUAUUUAUAUGCUUACUUGCAAUUUAGUAUUUGCAUUUAGUAUUAUCACUAUGAGUAUAUUUGUGUUUCAGUGUCAUGGUAAAAUAAUAAAUAAUCUUAGACUGUGAGAAUAAAGUCAUAAUGUUAGGUGAAUAAUCCUACUAUGGUCUAUUGCAAGACUAAACUGUAAUAUUUUAAGAUUAGUGAUCUUUUUUAAUUAAACUGUAGUGUUCUGAAAUUGUAAAUGUAAUAAAAAACAAAUAAAAUGUAAAAAUUGUGUCAUCUGAUACCAUUAUAUUUAUUUUGGCUAAAUGUCCACUGUGUCAUGGUUUAAACAUGUAAAUAAUACAGCAUAUGUCACCUUAUUAUUUAUCAAUUACAGUAGGAUUGUGAUUUGGUGAUAGGUAACACGUAAGUAAUCAAAGCCUAAUUUGAAAAUGUCACUUAUGAAUGAACACUGACUUCAUUAAAGUUAAAAAGCUUAUUGAAUUAUGUAGAGUAUAAUGAAAAAGAGUGAGUUUGAUUACCUGCUUCUGAAACAGCGUUCAUUUUUCAGCUCAAUAUCAUAUGUGACCCUGGAGCACAAAACCAGUCUUAAGUCGCUGGGGUAUAUUUGUAACAAUAGCCAAAAAUACAUUGUAUGGGUCAAAAUGAUUGAUUUUUCUUUUAAGGCAAAAAUCAUUAGGAAAUUAAGUAAAGAUCAUGUUCCAUAAAGAUUUUGCAAAAUUCCUACUGUAAAUAUAUGAAAACUUAAGUUUUAAUUAGUAAAAUACAUUAUUAAGAACUUCAUCUGGACAACUUUAAAGGCCAUUUUCUCAAUAUUUUGAUUUUUUUGCACACUGAGAUUCCAGAUAUUCAAAUAGUUGCAUCUCGAUGAAAUAUUGUCCUGUUCUAACAAACCAUACAUCAAUGGAAAGCUUAUUUAUUCAGCUUCCAGAUGAUGUAUAAAUAUCAAUUUUGAGAAAUUGACCCUUAUGACUGGUUUUGUGAUACAGGUUACAUAUAUGUUGUUAGAGGUUAAGGGGUUUCCGAUGACAGCUCUGGUCAAAUACAUCCCUGUUGAAAAAACCAGCAUAUGCUGGUUAGGUAGAUUUUAAAGUUGAAGUGGUCCUUAACUGGUCAUAAGCUGGUUUAAGAUGGCUAAUUGGACCACCACAUGACCAGCUAAGGACCAGCUUAAACCAGCCAUCCAUGCUUCAAAACCUACCUCUAAAGGGAUUUGUUGGUUGUGUCCUGAAAGUACUAAAAAUAUAUAAUUUCCUUGUAUAUACUUUUUAGUUAAUUUCAAUAUAAAAAUAUUUACUACUGACACACUCAUAAAGACUCUUGUCACCAUUUCAUGUCAUAACAAUGUGCACCAUCAGUAACUAACACACAGCCUGUUUCCUAAUACUCCCAUUAAAUGCUACUAUUAUUUAUAUAAAUAUUAUUUAUUGAACAAUAAUAUCUAAUGAACAGUAAUAGCCAUUAUAAAAGUGUAAGAAAUUUGUACAAUAAGAAAUAUCACAAGUAAACAAUUUAGUCAAAAUGGCACUGAUUAAUAAAAUCAACCAUUAAAAAACACACAAAUCAAAUGUUAGAUCAGUCAUUUUCAAAACACUGAUUUCAGGUUAAAGGAGCAUGUCAUCUCAAUUCACAAAUCCUGAAAGAUAACAUGCAAUAGUAUUUGCAUGUCUGUGACAAAAUUGUGGCAGUUUUGGCUUUAUUUUUGAAACCAUGGAAGAAUGUUUAUUUUUUACAUUUAAAAUAAUUUUUUUUUUUUAAUGUGGCAUUAAAACACUUAAAUGUAUUAUGUAUUGAGACCCAAUAUGACAGUCCACAGAGUUUGGUCGAGUCAGUGGUUCUCAAUUCCCAUCCUGUGGACUCGCAGAACAGCACGUUUUGUUGGUCUCCCUUAUCUGUCAUAGUUUAGUUCAUGGCACUUCCUGCUAACAAGCUGAUGAACUGGAUCACUUGUGAAUAAGAGAGACAUCCAAAAUGUGCGUUGCUGUGAGUCCGCAAGACAGUAAUAGAGAUCCACUGGAUUUAGUUAACAUUGAGUGGUGAUGGAAUUGUUGAACUGUUGAAAAAGACAGAGGUUUUAAUGCUGCACUGUCAUUCUGCCCACACUUAGUUUCAAGGGCAUAUGCUACUGCAUACAUAAAUAUUACCAGUAGCUGCCAGAUACAAAAGCAAGAGCCUGUCAAGCUUAAGUACAUAGGUGAGAGUUCAUACAAAUAGUUCCUGCACUGAGGAAAUAAUUGUAAGAGCUUUUUAUUGUGAAUGUUUUUGUAAAUAUUAAAUUACUUAAAUGUAUAUGCUUUUGAUUGAAUCCAUAGGUGAGUGUACAUGAGUGUUUGAUGUUUAAUUUAAUGCAAGGUUUUCAAACUAAAGUAAUUGUGAGUUAAAAUGAUCAUCGAUCAAUAUAACUGCCAUUAUGAAAUGUGUCCUGUGACUUUGUUGAAAACCGCAUUUAACCAGUUCUAGUUACUUUUCCGGAAGCAAUUGUAUUGUUGUUUGUGCAGACGUUCUGACAAAAGUACUCUGAAAUGUCUUUCAUGAGAGAAUAUGCCUUUAUGGUAGCUAUUGUUUGUUCGUAUAGAGUUAAUGACUCAUUAAAAUCAGACCGAAGGUCAGUGACUAAACUGGAAGAGAGAAAAACAGAUUUGGGUAACCUAAUUUGGAAAAUGCCAUGCAAACUGGAAUGUCAACCUUUUGUAUCUCAGUUUAGCAAAUAGCUCUUUAAAAGGGUUCACAUUGCUCAAUGUAUUUUAAAAAGUCUCUCACAGCUUUUAAUCUCUUUUGUCUAAAUGCUUAAUCAGCAAUUGCUGCUUUUGUGUAGGUAUUCAGUCAGUUUGCUUGUGAAGUCCACGGGGAAUAAAGACUGGCUUAAAAAGA
Molecule: messenger RNA, 6132 nt
Organism: Labeo rohita (rohu)
Lineage: Eukaryota; Metazoa; Chordata; Actinopteri; Cypriniformes; Cyprinidae
Gene: lmcd1
Product: LIM and cysteine-rich domains 1
Exons: 4
Coding region: 1-969 (322 amino acids)
Molecular function (GO): zinc ion binding
Source: RefSeq, a predicted model, not a curated record